Messenger RNA from Taeniopygia guttata (zebra finch), 16618 nucleotides. The record is from RefSeq and is a predicted model, not a curated record. Lineage: Eukaryota; Metazoa; Chordata; Aves; Passeriformes; Estrildidae.
CUUCCUGCGGUGCGGGGGACAGGGCGCCGGUUUCCGGUGGCUGACAGGAGUCGCAGCCCGCCGCUGCCUCCUCCGGCGCGGAGUACCACACACCCCCACACACACCGCGGGGAGGAGGAGGAGGAAGAGGGCGGAGGGAGCAGAGCAGCCCCCAGCCCCCGAGCGUAUCGCCCUGAUCCCCCCCAUGCAGUACGGGCAAUAUAGCACGGCUCCCCGCCCCGCGCUCCCACGGACAGGCACCUGCAGGCGAGAAGUAAAUAUGAGCUUGGCAACACAUGACUAUCAGUGCCAGGACACUGUGAUCUGAAUUGUCUUCAGCUGACUUCCCAGCGGCCAGGCGCUGUUCAUCCUGUACCAUGGAGGACUGCCUUCACACCUCAUCUGAAAAUCUCUCCAAGCUGGUGAGCUGGGCCCACAGCCAUGGGACCAUCUGCAGCCUCAUCCCCAACCUCAAGCACCUCCUUUCCGAGGGGGCCCAUGGCAACCUGACUGCCAUGUGGGGCUGUAGUGCUGGCCAUGCCUACCACUGGCCCCUAGCCGCCACUUGCCGGGCUGGCUCCCAGGAGCGUGUCUGCUUCCAGGACAGCCGCAGCUUUAACUCGGACAGCCCCAGCAUGCUGGGGGUGCCAUCAGAGGCUCAGGCUAGCCCCCUGGAGCGCUAUCCAGGCCGGCCAGUGAAGGCCAAGCUGGAUUGCACCCGCACUCGUGACUCCUGCGACUUCUCCUACUGCAGCGAGCCGUCAGAGCUGGGCGAGCCUGUGGAGGAGUACGAGGAUGAGGCCACCCUCUUCGACAUGGUGUGUGAGUCCUCUGUCACCGACGAGGACAGUGACUUUGAGCCACACCCCCACCGUGCUUCCACCGGCCCCCGCAAGCGGCCGGCUGCCGCGGCCCAGGCCCAGGCGCAGCCUGCCGACGAGGGUGGCGGUGACGUGCUCCUCAAGAAGAUAAAGCAGGAGCUCCCUGAGGACUAUUAUAUAGUGGCCAACGCGGAGCUGACGGCUGGCGCCGAUGGGCCGGCCCUGGCCCUGACACAGAUGUCCAAGCCCAAGCCACAGCCCCCGGCUGGGCCCUCGUGCCUGGGACCCAGCAGAACCGUGCCCCAGCCGGGCGCGGGCCCCGAGCCCGACCCGCAGCGCCCCUGCGCCUCCCCGCCCGGCCCGCCCCGCCUGGCUGCGCAGCGGCCGCCCCGGGGACCCCUGGCUUCCCCAGCCUGGGGGGCAGGCGGUGGCCCCAUGGCUGCCCUGCAGGUACCAGCCACCAGCUCCAAUGCCAUCACCACCCCUGAGAAACCCAUCAGCAUCCCCCUCUCAGCCCUGCAGCUGCCUGGUCAGGAGGAGCCGCCGGUGGCUGCUGAGGAGACCCUCCCGUCCAUCCCACACCUGGUCCCAGGUGGUGAGGUGGCCGGCUCACCCUCAGUGGGCACUGAGCCUGAGGUCAGCUCCAGCCAGCAGCAGCCCCACGCAGCACCCACCAUCACCCCUGAGGCAGCAGCGCAGCUGAUGCCAGACCAGGAUGAGAAAGCAGCCGAGCUCAGCAGGGAGCAGAAUGAGAAGACCAUUCGCAGCACUCAGACGGCUCUCCGCAAUUUCCGAGAAUUCCUCAUUUCCAAGUACCCAUCUGAGACCCGUGAGAUCUAUGUCAUCCCCUGCAUAGAGCUUGAUGCGUAUCUUGCAUCCUUCUUUGUGGAUGCCAGACAAAAGGAUGGGUCUGAAUAUGAGCCAAACAGUCUGGCCAACUAUCAGUGUGGACUGGAGCGGUAUCUCAAAGAGCACAGGUAUGGAUACAGUAUUACAAGGGAUAAGGAAUUCAAGAGGUCCCAGGAAGCUCUAAAGCAAAAGCAAAUAGAGCUGAGGUGUAAAGGCAAAGGAAACAAGCCACACAAAUCCAUGAAGCUCACCUUUGCUGAUGAGCUUAUCCUGCGCAAAAGAGGCUUAUUGAGCAGGUACAAUCCUGAAGGGCUUCUGAACCUAGUAUGGCUGAACAACACUAAGGCGUUUGGACACUGUACGGGUUUCCAUGGGUCCACCCUCAAGUGGGGAGAUAUCCGGCUGCGGGUGACAGAGACUGGGUUGGAGUACCUGGAGUGGAUGGGGCCAGACAAUGGGGAUGUGAGUACCAAGAGCAAGAGAGGAGGGACAGACUCGCGGGUGUACGCCACACAGCACUCCCCACAGACCUGCCCCGUGCAGGACUACAAGGAGUACGCCCAGCGGCGCCCUCCAGCCAUGCGCUAUGAGGAUGCGCCUUUUUACCUGUCCAUCAAGCCUGUUGUCAACUUGGCUGCACUUCACUGGUACAAUUGCCAAGCCCUGGGGAAAAACAAGCUUGCCAAGAUGGUGAAGACAAUGUGUGAGAAAGGGAACAUCCCUGGCCGCAAGACCAACUUCAGUGUCUACCAGAGCUGCAGCACCCUCUCAGAAGCUCAGAGCAACCAGCUGGUGCUGAUCUGCAAUAACUUGGGCCAGCAGGCUGCCCAGUCCAUGGCAAGCCACUCCAAUACUGGCAACUUUAUAGUGUCAGCAUCCUAUGACUCGUCAUCUGACACGGCUUGAAAGAACAGUGAACACUUUUUUUUCUUUUCCUUUUUGUUUCAAGCAUUGAAUUUGUGGUCAAUAAUACACAUCAGCUGUGAUUGUACACUAUUCCCCCUCAGCCCCCUCUCCAGUGUUAAUUCACUUUAUAAGAAUAUAUAAACAUAUAAUAUAUUUUUCUUUCUACAAAUAAGUCAACAGAAAUAGUUUAGUAUUACUAACAGUAUUUAUAAUGUUAAUGCAAAAAUGAAAGGUACUUGUGGGUUAUAAUACAAAUGCAGAUUUUAAAAGGAUAAAAAUGGUUCUCAGGAAACACAAGAUAGACUGAAAACACCAUUUUUAACAUGCACAUAUUAAUGAGAGUAAAUCCCCAGGGAGGCUUACAUAACAAUUCUGUUCUAAAGCAUUUUUUCAACUUAGUAUUGUAACAUGACCUCCCACAGUGGAGGAGACAAACUUAACAUUGGCCGCUGCUUCUUACCUGCUAGCUUAUUCUUGAUCAGCAAGAUCAAGAAAUAGGAAAUACAUAAAUGUAAGUUCAGAAAAUAAUUUACAGCAUUUUUUGGUCUGUUUUUAUUAUGUUUCCUGAGGCUCAUUUACACAACAAAAAUCCUGAAGUCACCUAAAUGCCAUUUUUAACUUUUGCGUAUGUUGAUUUUUUGGGAUCAAAAUGUUGCUGGUGUUUAGGCUAAAAAGUAUUGUUUUCAACAGUAUGCAAAAGUAUAAUGGCAAAACCAUUGUCACACAUGAUUUUACCUCUUUAAGCAUAGGUUGUUAGUAUUUUAUCAGUAUGUGUAUGUAAUGUAAAAUCUAUUGACAUAGAGCACUCUUUCAGUAUUCUGGAAAACCAACUGUACAGAAGAAUCUGCUAUCUUAUCCCAGCUGUACAGAAAAAUAGCAUCAACUGUAUCUUAAGCCAUCAUUUGAAAUCCACAAAACAAUAGAGAAUGUAAUGAUAUUGCUACAGAAAUUUUUAAAGAAAUUCUACAAAGAGGUAAAAAGCUGGAUAAGUUUAAGUGCUGGAGUAUAAAUUUAAUUUAGGUACAUGUCAUCGGUUUCCAUUGCAGAUGAUGGAAAAUAUACAUGUGAAUCUGAAGGCAAAAUUUGGACCUUAAAGCCUUGAAAUAACAAGUUCUGCUGUUCUGCUACACUACUUUGUAGUGUAGUUGUUCACUACAAGUAUGGGAAAAGCACCAACAAACUCACUAUUUCAGUGAACAGUUAUAAUUCUUGACACUUAAAAUUAGGAACAGUACUUUUCGAGUAAAGAGAAGUUUAAGCUCCCUAAGGAACUUCCCCAAGCACAGCUAGUGCUGUGGUGAGGCUUUAGACAAGUCUGCUGAGGUAAUUGAGUGCCUACUGAAGUCAAUGAAAAAGACAACCUUGGCUGACUUCUGCUGGGUAUUGGACCAAACAGCCUUUGGAGAGGCUUUCUUGUUUUGCAGUUUUUAAUUGUUGUGUUUCUUUAUGCUUUUUUGUCAGUAUUUCUUCACAUUCCUGUGUAUCCUUCAAAUUCUUUAGAUCUGCAACUGUGCAAUGACUUUAAUAAUCACUAAUUCCAAAGAAGAGCUGAAAGAAAGGUAACAAAUAGAAAUAGAAGUAAGCCACCUAGUACCUAUAACCUUUUUUUUUUCUGUGUUCCUAGGAUGAAAUAUUCCUGUGUGAGAGGGAGGUGGCAGAGUGUCUGCACCUCACUUAAGCCUUACUGAAGGUAUGUUUUGGGGAUGAAAUAGGUAGCAGAUGUGGCACUGAAAAGUCUAAAGGUAGAGAUUUCCACUAUAAUAAAUAUCUGUCCUCCCGGGAAGCUUUAUGCAGGUGACACAACCUGGCUGUGAUCUCUUUUUUCCACAUGUAGCAAGGCUGGUAAAAAGUCUGGUUUCCUGUGUCUGACACUCCAUGUUAGUGUUGCCACCAAUUCUACAGUCUUCCAUUUGCCAUCCGCUGUGUCUCAGGGUAGGUACUGGAUUAGUGGGCACAAGCAGUUGUUCAUAUUAUAGAGCCCUCCUUUUGUAACUUGGCUUUGGGUCUUGAGGCCAAAUUAUGACUCUGCUGAAGUGAUGGCAAGGCAUGUAUGUGACUUGCAGUGCCAUGGCAUAUCUGACUUGUCAGUGAAGGAGACAGAAACACAGAUUUCAAGUGAAGCCAGAAAGACAGUUGCCCAGUUUCCAGAUGAGGCCAGACAUCUGAUUGCUCUUUGUACUGCCUUGCCUUUUCACAACAGUGCUUUUAGUGUGAUACAGUGACAAAUAGUUUUGCAAGACAGGUGUUGUUCUGGGAUUUCUUAACAGGUUUCCUCUGAGGACUCAUGGAGCUUAGUAUGUGCUGGAGUGUGAGCAUUCGGUGCCAAAGAUCUUUCUCAAAGUACCAGGUGAGGAGAGCUCGACCAUAGAGUUGACCUCUAGGGAAGUCUGGAUUCUGUUUCUCCCCUCCAGUACUCAUCUCAACACUUCCCAGUGACAGCUAUUGCAGUAUCUGACAUAGUUCCCUGUAUUUCCUUUCCUGUUCUGCAGUGAGGAGAUGGGUAUCAGCUGGCCUUUGUGGGGCAGCAGAUCUCUGUUUCCCACCUCUCCUCCCCUGCCCAGCCCACCCCUUUACUCUGAGGAGGCUGGUCCCUGGCUGGGCACGUGCUGUGCUGCAAGCAGCUCUUUGAAGUGUUGCUUCACAUCAGUGCUUUAAUUCAGCCUCAACACAAAGAAGACUGGCACUUCUGGGUUUUGAGCUGAGAGGUCAAAAGAAGCAUUUCCCAUUACUUUUUAACUCUACAUGCUGCCUAAAUUGUUGAUUACCACAGUAUUAGGAUGAUUUGUGCUGAUGUCCAGCAGCAGUGAGGCCACAUCUCUUGUACCUUGACUUUAGCAGGGCACAUGAGCAACCUUUGCUUGUCUGGUUAGGGGAUUAGCACUGGAGUGUGUGUACUUAUUGUGAUAGCCUCAGUAUUACCAUGAGGGAGGCCAGGGCCCAACUUUAAUUAAAUCUGGUCAAGGACACCAAGGACAACAAGAAGGAUGUCUGCAAAUACCUCAAUAACAAAAGGAAAAGAAAGGAUAAUAUGGGCCUAUUACUAAAUGAAGGAGGGGCCCUGGUAACAGAGGACGUAGAGAAGGCAGCAUUACUGAGCACUGCCUUUGCAAUGGUCUUCACUGGCAACACCAGCGCUCAGGGAUCUCUGUCCCAGGAAGCCAGAGUAAAGGAAUGUUAGAAGGGAGGUCAAGGAGGGAGAAAUGUUGAAGACAUCCAGAAGUCCAUGGACCCUAACGGGAUGCAUCCACAAGUGCUUAGAAAUGUGGUGGACCCCACAGCUGAGGCUACUCAUGAUCACCUUUGAAAGGUCAUGGAGAGGUGCCUGCAGAUCAAAGAAAGCAAAUGUCACCCCAGUGCUCAAAAGGAAAAAAGAGAGCCCAGGAAAUUACUGGCUGAUUAACCACACCCCAAUCCCUGGAAAGGUGAGGAAAUGCCUCAUUCUGGAGGCCACUUCUAUCCACAGAAAAAGGUGAUCAGGAUAGUCAGCAUGGAUUCACUAAAAGCAAAUCAUGCUUGACGAACCUGAUUUGCCUUUUACAAUUAAACAACUAUGUGAAUGGAUGAGGGGAGCGCAGCAAUCUUGUCUACCUCAACUUCAGUGAGGCUUUUGACACUGUCUCUCACAGGCAAACUCAGAAAGAGUGAAUGAAUGGGAGGAUGGGGAGGUUGAUUGAGAACUGGCUGAACAGCAGAUCCCAGAUCUGUGGCACAGUGGCACAGGCUCAGGAGGCCUGUUCCUAGUGGUGUCUCCCAUGGUCCAAUAGUGGGCCCAGUCUUGUUUAACUUAUCCAUCAAUGACUUGGAUGAAGGGGCAGAGGCCUCCUCAGCAAUUUCACUGACAACACAAAGCUGGGAGGAGUGGCUGAUACCCCAGUGGCUGAUACUCCAUGUACCCCAGGUCCUUCAGAAGGACCUUGACAGCCUGGAGAGAUGGGCACAGAGGAACCCUCUGAAAUUCAGCAAAGGCAAAUGCAGGAUCCUGCACCUGGGGAGGAACAACCCCAGGCACCAGCACAGCCUGGGGUGACCUGCUGGGAAGCAGCUCUGUGGAGAAGGAACCAGGUGGACAACAAGCUCUCCAUGAGCCAGCAGUGCCCUGGUGGCCAAGAAGGCCAGUGGUAUCCUAGGCUGUAUUAUGAAGAGCACUGCCAGCAGGUUGAGGCAGGUGAUCCUGCCCCUCUACUCAGCCCUGGUGAAGCCUCACCUGGAAUGCUGUGUCCAGUUCUGGGCUCCUUAAUACAAAAGAGACAUGAAGCUCUGGAGUAGGUCCAGGGGAGGGCAACAAAGAUGAUUAAGGCACUGGGGCAUCUCUCUAAUCACACACUGGAACAGAUUGCCCCGAGAAGACUCACCCUCUCUGGAGAUACUUGAAAAUUAUGUGCAAAACAAUCCUGUGUUGUGUGCUUUAGUAUGACCCUGCUUGAACAGGGAGCUUGAAACAGGUAACACACUGUGGUUCCUUCCAACCUUACCCAUACUCUGAUUCUGUGAUUAUAGGAAUAGUUUUGUUCUGCUUUGUGAUGUCUGUAGUAACUCCAGCACUGCUGAUGACAGGUUGCCUGGUAAGUUCUGGUGAGGCAGUCCCACACAGACUACUUGCUGAAGAAGUUAAACACAUAUGGACAAAAUAUAAUACUCAAGUAAUAUACUACAAAAAUAAGAUUACUAGUUUUGAAGGGCAUUUAAUACAACCUAUUAUUCAGUCUUUAUUUGUGAACAGUUAAAGGAAUUAAGUGAACCCCGUUUAUCUAAUUACCAUUUGUAUUAAGGCUGUGAAAGGUAAUUAACUGUCUGGGAGGGAGUCUUGGUGGGUUUGAACUGCUCUGGUGGUUUUGUCUAAUACUGGUAUCAUAACUCUUUAUUUUAGGCGAAAGAGGACAACUCAAAGUUUUUUGCAGUUUUGACUGAGGGUAUCACACCUGCUUUGGCAGCAAGUUGCAAGCUCACAGCGAUGGUGUGCAGUUUCCCUGGUGCUAAGAUACAGCAGUGUGGCCAGGGACUAGUGCUGCCAAGUCUUACCUUCCUGUCCAUCUGCCUAAACAAAGAAUGAUGGUUUACAGCCUUGGCUCUUGUUACUGAGAACCUCUUACCAUGAACUCAAGGGCAGCUGGCAAAACAGUGUCCUGCUCCUGUCCAGAACAGGCUGUAUGAUGGUACUUGGGUGCAGUGGCUACAGUGAGGUACUGCAGGUGGGUGGCUGCACUCCUGCCUACAUCAUACUCUGAAGUAAAAGCUGAGCUUUUGCCCCAUAGUGAGGCUGUGAUUUCCCUAAGAUGAAGAUAGCUGGCUCCAAAAUGGGGCUUGCUUUUCUCUUUUCUUUUUCCUUCCUUUUUUUUAAUGCCACUCUCCUUUCUUUGACUUGAUGUUAGAUCUCAUCAGUGAGUGAUUUCAACUCAGCUCCCCAGCAGAAAACACAGCAAAAAGAAGGGGGAAGUCAGAUAAUUUUCUGUCAAUGUACUGAGCUGAAUCUGCUAAAAAAUUGAGGUGCAGACCCUCUUGGGGAGACAGAGGAUGGUGUUUGUCUACCAGCAUCACAGAGUCAUUAGCCUGGCUCAGAUACUUCAUCCCGUUAGAAACCCAUCAAAAGGAUAAUGCAAAUUCUGACUCUUCUGGAUCAUUUGUAGAUAUAUUAGAUGCCUUCAGAAUUAUCUACUGGCUUUGGGGAGAUUUUCUCAGUGCUACCAAGAGCAAAAUUUGGUCUUGAACUUAAGAUAAGAGGCUGAGUGCCAAAGCACAGGCCUACACGGUGCAAAGGGGUCUGCACUAAUCUUAGUGCUGACUUUCCCACAUGGCCUUCUCAGGACACCACAAUAAGAGUCAAACAUGGGGAUUAUAUGUGGAUGUCACUGGACUGAUCUGGAUGCAGCUGUGCACAUUACAUGCAUUUGGAUCUGUUCACAUGAUUGCACAUGUAGGUGGGCAGAGCUGUGGACACUUUGGAUGGUGUAAGCUCUGUUUUUUUAGUCAUCCGUGCAUGUAUUUAUGAUGUUGUGGUUUUGCACAAUGUUACAUGUCUUCAUGCAGUUAAUGGAAACUGAAGUCUGUGAUGCCUGGGUGUCACAAGCAGCUUGUUUUAUUUUCAGAAAUGUAUUUAUGCAACAAAAUGUAUUUUUAAGUUCAGGAGAAUGAAAUACUGUCAUGAACUACACUGUAAACUAAAUUUCAAGAUUACCUAAAAUAACAGGACAUACCGUUCACUUACAUAAUGCAAUAAUUCUGUGAUAGCAGCAUCAGGGCUACUGACAUAGAGGAUAAUCUAACAAUGGAAUCUGUGUCCCUGUUGCAUGUUCUCCUUUAUGAAGAGUAUCAACACUUUCAAGCUCUUUUUAGAAAUUCCUAUGGACUGAUACUCAGUCUCUAUAAAAUCGUUACCCUGUUAGAAAGCUGUGUAGGGAAUGACACACAAGCAGUGUUGUACUGUUGUGUGUUUGUGUCUUAGAUGUUUGUGACCAAAUCUUGUUCUGCUGUUUGUGCAAGUGAUGUGGGGGGUGGUAAGAUGGGGAUCAGAAAGAGCAGGUGCUGUGUCAUUCUAGAGCCCAGGCUGCCCUAAGGACUGAGACAGCUCUAAAGGAAAUUUGAGAUUCCUGUUGCACUAGGUUUCUUCCUGUUCAGCUCAUAUUUUACUUUUUCUUGUUAUCAUGUCUAUGUACAUCCCAUAAGUGAAUUGACUGACCUGGCUAGCACAUGUGAUGCAUGGGCUGAUCAUUUCAUCUGACAGCUGCAAAUGAUUGUGAUUGACUGAUCUGCCCCAACCCAAACAGCUCCACUCCCCUCACCUUUCCUGAUCCUCAGAUAUUCCUCCUUCCUGGUGUCUGCACUGUGGAGCAGGGAGACCAUUUUGUGCAGGGCUGCUCUUAGCUGGGAGCCCUGCCCAUCAAGUGACCUUGUGCUUUGGGGAUAACACGCUCAGGUGGACCACCUCGCGUGGGAUAUGUGGGGUUAUGGGAUACUUUGUGUGAGCACUCUGGAGACUUGCCUCUUGCAUGCUGGAAGCACCCUCCUUCCUCCCUCUCCUGCUUUUUGUGAGAGGCUUUCAAGUCAUGAAGUGAGAUGGAAUUUAUUCCUUUGUGGAGGACCAGGCCCACAUCUGUGUGCUGUGUAGCGCUCCACUGACAUCAUGGACUGACAAAUAGCACUGAGAUGACUGGUCCUCAACAGUAUGCAAAUUCUGGGCUCCCUCAGUCAUGGAGAGGAGUUCAGUUCAUGGUGCGAACAACGGGGCAUUAGGACCCAUCUAGCUCCCUGAACUUCCAGAGGCAGUGUGAACGUGUGUUAAAAAAGAGAACCUACAGGAUGCAGAACUGUCAUUUUGUUUUUCUGAAACGAGCCAGUUCAUCCCUCUGGAUUAGUUUAGAGAAGGAUUUCUCACGAUGAAACAUGGCAGGAAAUGGGUCUGCCCUUUUUAAUGAGGGUUGUUUGCUAAAUGUCACCAUGGUUCUUUGCUGUCCUUGUUCUUAAGGGGCAGGAUGUAUUUUCUCUUAUUUCUCUGCUUUCCUAUGUGGGCUGAAUUCUGCACUCAGGAAGAGUGGAGAGAAGAGACCAUCCAUUGUAAAGCACGGCUGUUUUCCUAGCCAGGAACUUGGUACUAUGCUUUCUGGUGAUGGUCCCCGUGCUGAGCCAUGUCUUGGUGGUUGUGGACACUGUAAUAGCUGGUGUCUUCCAGCUGUCUCUUUGCUCUGUGCAGAGCCAGCAUGAAGGUUGCAGCAUGAUUCUCCAAAAACAGAGAGCCCAGGAGCAACUUUUCAAGGACACACCUAUCAGCUGGGCAUCUGCAAGCCAAGAAGGGAGAAAGCCUUAAGCACAUUUAAAUGAAAUUAAAUUUCCAAAGAACAGCAUUGAAAAACACAUGAGGCUGUGCUUGACUUCUUCAAGGGUUUUGGAAAGCUAAGGGCCCCCAGAGUCCCAGGGUUCCACCUCUUUCAGAGGAGUGUAACUACAGCUGGUGAAGGAGUGACCCUUUGGAGGACAAGUUCUUUGAGCCCCCAGUGAGUUGCAUGGUUGCACUGCUUCCAGCUGCACUCCUGCAAACCAGGUUCCAGCCUGUUCCUCCCCACUGCACUAUGACUGGUGCCCUGCAAAGCCCUGUUGCCAUUGUUCUCCAGCACCUUGACUCUUCCUGGAAGCAGCAGAGAGGCAUUUACAGUGGAAAAUCCUGCAAAGCCGUGAAGCCUCACAGCCCAGAGAAACCUAUGAGUUUGUUGAAAAGUUUGACACUAUCCUCUCAAGUGGAACAUAUUUGAAGCAGUGGCAAUGUCUAAAGCUUUAAUUCCUAAACUGAUGUGGGAAAAUACGCAUUUGCCACAAAAUUUUCUUUUUACAUGAACUGAUGGAUCUCUGUCUCAAGAAAUUAAUUUAUUUUCUCUGUUUUCUCACUCAGCUGAUUAAUGGUAGUUGGUAAUGCAUACAAAACUCUAUUUAUUUUAUUAUACAAAUGCCACUAAAUGAGUUGUCUGUGCAUUAAAAAAUGGACUUACUGUUUCAAAGAUAUUAGGAUGCUUUUGGCUAAUCUUUUAUUCUUGUGCUCAGCAUUUAUUAAACAGCAUUUAUUGCUAUCUGAAAAACCAGUACCAUUUCAGAUUUCAAUAUGAUCUUUUGUAAUUAAAAGAGGUUUAUUUCACAGUAUUUAAGGUACUGGUAAGGUAGGUGCUAUCUUUGAAAUUCAGUGGGGUACUUUUAGUUGAAAUGAGAAGAGGUGUUUAGCUCUUUUAAACAAAGCUGUAGGAAUAUGUGAGUUCUUUUUGGUUACUACUGUUUGAUACAGUCUGUAAAUGUCAAUGAAAUAACAUGAGAGUCAAGUGAAGGAAAAAACAUCAAAAAAAUACAAAAUGUUUAGGAAAAAAUAGAAGACUAAGUGCUUUAAAGUAAUUAAUUUAACAGAUACUAUCUUCGCCACUUCAGCUGCUUUUCUUUUUCUUUUUUUUCUUUUUUCCUUUUCCUGCUUUUUUUUCUUUCUUUCUUUCUUUCUUUCUUUUUUUUUUUUUUUUUUUUCUUUUAAUGGACAAAAAACAACUCUCUGACAUGGCUCAUGCCUAGAAUUUUAUCUGCUUUCUGAAAGUUGUAAUCUUGCUGAGACUGCUCUUGUUACCAUUAUAGCAUGUUCUCAGCUGGCCUAGAUCACCUGUAGCGUUAUGGUCUGCUCCACAUUGCUCCUGCUUGCUAGGAUUCCUCUUUCUCUUCUGCUGUCACAUUUAAUUCACUUUCUAUAUGUAAAUUUCCAUCCUGAAAACAAACCGAUGCAGGCAACAUUGCCUGACUACCAUCAGUGGUGGAUAUGGAAGGCAAGGAUCAAAUACUAAAUGGCUUCAAAUUGAUUUUGAUAACUUUUGUGUAUGGAGACAAAUAUCCUAGUGCCUCUAAGGCUAAAGGUGCACUGAACAAUGAUUGCAGUAUCAGUCAUCUUGUGGACACCUUUGUUUUCUGCCUGGUGCCUAUGAUUCAGAUCUUGGAAGCUUUGCCUUCUUCAGGAGCUUUCUCUAUGAGCAGCUUGAAAGACUGGGUUCCUCUGCACAAGGCUGGAUGCAUGGAUGUGAAAUACAGGUGCAGAAGUAUUCAAGGCAUUCAGAGAUGUGCAGACAAAACAUGAAAUGAGAUCUGAAAGCUGUCAGGGGAGGAAAUGGUGAGAACCUGAUUUUGCACCUAUAUAUGGCAGUACCUGCAAGCUGGGUGGUGCUGCUGCCAGAGAGAAUUUGGUGCCACUUCUGCAGAGUGCUGUGAGAAGUGCAUGCCCAUGACUCUGCUUCCACCAAGUUUGCGCUGUUCCUGCAUUUCCUCCCCAGGCGCAUGGCUAGCCUCACUGGAAAUGAGUCUGAGGUGUGCAGGAGAGGACAUCACUUGGCCAUAGUGCUUGUUUUUGUCCAUGUGGCACAUCCAUCUCAGGGUUCAUCUUGAGAUCUGUCCAGGCAGAAGAACUACUCAAUACUGGAAGAAAAAGAAGUAGCAGAAUAUCCAAGUCAAACAAAAAGCAAUGGAAAGGCAGUGGAAAAGCCUGCCAAACACAAUGGAAGUUUUUGUCCUUUUUUUUAAAGAAGGCAAGAGUAAUCCUUAUCCUUUAAUAUCCUACUUUGUUUUAUACCAGAAUUAGAAAAUAUUUUCCAUUUGUUUUAAUUACCUACAGGCUUUAACUCUGUCUUUGAAGAGCAUUUUUGCUGUUACAACCCUUGGUAUAGUGAGCAGUGCUAGGAGAAACAGCUAACACAAGGAUUUUGUCUUUCCCUGCAUGCAAUGUUUAAUCUCUCUAAAUUUUUUAACAUGAAUGUAUUUUUUGCCAUUUUGUAAAUUGACAAGAUUAGCACAGUUUCUUCUAAAACAGCAGCUGAUAAACAUAUUUUGCUUAACUAAAUUUCCACCUAACUGUGAAUUCUCCAUAAUGAUCUAUUUGUUCUUAGAGUUGAACCUCUAAAAGGUUAACACUCACUCAAUGACUGUAACAACUUUUUUUUUAAGAACAGUUUGUAAACUGUUUGUAGGUUUUAAAAUAUAUUUUGUUUAUUAAAAAGAUUACACUAUCUUGCAUAAUAAUAAUAUUAAUAAUAAUUCUAUGCAUUGUGUGAUUCAGUGAUGUUGCUCUUGAAAUUUUGCAUGUCUUCUAGAUGUUCUGACAUUUGUACGUUUACGUGAUACUUGUAAAAAUCCUCAGCCUUGCUGCUAUGAUCACCACCAUUUUAGGUAAGUGAAAAUUGUACUGUGAAGCUGUGCCAGUUAGCAGGAUUUUUGUGUGUCAUACUAAAACUGCAUUUUGCUGAUCAUUUCUUGGUUUAUGCCAGUAUUUAGUGCCUUCUGUAGAAGGAAUCAAUAUGUUGUGGUAGAUGGGAUGUGCCAAAUUUCUAGUAUCUUGUCUGCACAGAUUAUCACUUACCAGCUUGAAGCUUAAAAAAAAAGUAAAAGGAAAAAAAAAAUUAACUCUCCAUCUUUCUUUCAAGUGUCUUCCCAUUGAUUUUAAUUUGGAAAACCUUUAAUAGAGCUGAAAGGAAGCCAUCAUCUCUGUCCACACCUCCUGCACCAGCAGUCUCCCAACUGUGAGGGGUACGAGGGAAUGUGUAGCACCAAAAUGUUCCCAUUGGUAAUGGAUCUAAUGAAUAGCCAGGCCUGCUCAAGUAAUUUUGGAGCAUGCUAAAACACCAUUUGACUAAAGCAGUCCUCUGAUUACCAUAAUAGCUCUCAUAGCAGUUGUGAGCUGGUUCCUGUAAACAAGUGUCAGCCUGGUCAAGUGGUGGAUUCCAGUCUCUGCUCUGCCUCUGUGGAAGUCACACAUUGCUGCCAAAUGAGACUUGGAUGAAAGUCAAGCCCAAGAUUUUUGGUCUCUUUUUUUUCCAACUGCUCCCAUGGCAGCCAAGCCCUGUUUAUCAAAAUUCUGACACUGCAUUUUCUUCUACCCUCUUCCUAAAAUCUAGCAGUAUUGCAAAUGCACACCAAGCAUAUGCUUUUGUUUUGAUCUUUGUAAGAUUCUGACUGGCUGAAAUUGUAUCAUACUGUUCUCAUAAAACAAACAGGCAAGAGGGAAAUGUGAGAUGCUCAGCUCUGGUGGAUUUCCCAGCCACCAGGCAUGGUUCACUGUACCUGGGCUGAUAUUUAAGAUAUUAUUUUGUAUGGAAAAAAGAAGAGGCUGGCCACCAGUUUUCCAUCCCUGUUGAGACAUGAAAGCUAUCUUGAAAAGACUUUUCAAAUCAAAAUAACAAGUUAUGAGAAAAACUGCAUGACUGGGGAAAAUAAGAGUACAUUGAAUUUAUCCUUAGAAGUUUUCAUCUGAAGUCAUCUCUGUCUCCAAGCAGGAAAAUUGACAGCCUUUGUGAUGUAAAACACUUCCAAAAGAUAACAUUUAUGCAAUUUUUUUUCGAUUUUGUUGUUCCUUUUAGUGAUACCCAGGACAUUUUCAAAAGGCGAUAUUAAAGGAUUCAUACAGAAUAUGCUGGAAAUCAUCCUGUCUAGUGAGUUGCAUACUGAUCCUCCAAAACGUGAUGAAUUUAAAACCUUCCACAAGUGAUAGAAUAUUGAGAAGCCUUUUGCAGCACCUCAGUUCUGUCAGGAGGGAAUGGGGCUCUCUUCAGAAAUGUUAGGUCCUAUAAUUGUCCUUUAAAAACUGGAAGCUUCUUCAGACUUGCUUUACCAGACAAGGAGCCAGCUGGGACCAGUUACAGUGUGGUUCUCCAUUGUUUUGGUUCUGUAGUAGCCAUUUACACAUGAAUGUGUGCUUCCAUUAGUAUGAGUGAAGAGUUUUCACUCCACAGAACUCCUCCCUAUGUGGCCCUAAUAUUAAAUAUUUAAGGCAUGGUCUUAUAUCCUAUAUUUUUUCUAUUUGUGAGUAGAUCAGAGUCUCAGUGGUCUCAUUAUUGCACUAAUUGUCUUACCAAUUUGUCUUUCUGACUUCUAUGUCUUGACCUAAUUCGCAGAAAAAAAACCAAAAAACAAAACCCGGAGUCAGAUUCCUGCAACACAGCAGCUGUUUUUUCCACAUCUUCUUCUUUUCCAUUUUGAAGCUAGGUAUAUCUGCAUUAUCUCCAGCUUAGAUUAGAGUCAGAAAAGCCAUCAACAUCCUUUAUUCCCAUUUUGCACACUGGAAAUGCAGUAAGGGUUCUAUAGGUGCAGACCUGAUCUAGCCUGCUGCCUGUGGAAUGUCAGUCUCUAGUUGCAUUUGUUUGCUUUUCACCACAAUUCAUCAGGUUCAAGAUGUAAACUAGAUGAUAUUAAUGAUGUGCUGGUUUAGAUACCGCCUUCCAAUCACAGUGAUUCCUUCAGUGUACAUAUUGUCAGUCCUGUAGUUGCAUUUUGUUUGAUGUACAUUAUAUUGAAGGACCAGUUUUCCUUUUUGCUUUUAAAUAUAGCUUAGCCCGUGCUGCUGAAAGGAUCCAGGAAAGAAUUAUCUAUCCAUACCCCACUGGAAUUUGGGACCUAGCUUUUUUAGAUCUCCUUGCAAGCCCCAGCUGUAAUCAGCUAUUUAAGGCAGAGAUUUUAGUUUGAGGAGUGCUAUGUAUCAUCCACUCCAAAUGCAGUUGCCUGUAAACAGGGCACCUUCUUACACAGAUCCCUCGCUCCUGCAUUACACAGGGCACCUUCUUACACAGAUCCCUUGCUCCUGCAUUUGUGAGAUUAACUGAACAGCAGUUUACUAGGGAGGAAUAAUAUUUUGAUGCAUUUUAAUGGAUUAAGCUCUGCAAAUCUAGAAAUCUGGGGGGAAGCGGAAGAUAACUGGAUAAUUUUCUGAAAAUGUGAGCAAUAUUGUCAACUAGUCCAUUUUCAGUUAACUUUGAUCCCAUUGUCCUCAAAUUACCCUAUUUCUGUACUUGCACAGCAACAGGAGAAAAACAAGCAAAAAGGCUUUGUGUCUGUAAAUUAAGUAGGAUUUAAUAACCUACUUUGAGCCUCAGAUCCCCAGUGGUGUUUCCAGGGCUGGUAAUUCUUUUACUCAUCAGAUGGAUAAGUUUUGACCCAUGUGAAUGUCACAUUGCCAUGCCUGCAGCAUAUUUUCAAGAAGCAAACUUCAUGCAUGGUAAGGUCCUUCACUGAUGAAGACUGAUACGGUCAAAAAGUUGUCUGUCACUUCUGUCACUUAAAAAAAAAGGUUUUUUCUUGUGAUGUAUUUUUCCUCUUCAAGAGACUCCACUAUUUUUAAUGGGGAUAGAGUAAACAAAUGUAUGUUGUACUGUUGUCUGCCACAAUGUCUUCUUGAAAAAUGUUAAGUAUUUGAAUACAGAAGAGCCUUCAAUAAGAAGAAAAUAAAAAGGCUAAGAGUUUUUUUUUUUUUAAGGUGGUAUUUGUCAGUUUUCUCUCUUGCUUCAUUGUCAGGUAAUUAGGCUUUUGAAAAGAAUGGAUUCAGUUUGUGCUAAUUGGAGUAUAACAUUCACUGUUACUGGUCUGUAAAUUCCAGAGAUAUUCUGAUCUUUAUUGCACUUCACCUCCAUUUUUAUUCUCUUAUGAUAAUUUUUAAGAAGUCUGGUUCUGCUGCAUUAGAGAUUGGUUUCAGUGUCUGUACAAUGUUUGCUACUAUUGUAGUGUGACUGUAUUUUUGAUUUUAAAAAUUUGUAUUGGUACAGUCUUAGCUUACAGAAAUAAACACCAUUUACAAUAAA